Bipolaris oryzae ATCC 44560 is the source of this 1875-nucleotide messenger RNA. RefSeq lists its product as uncharacterized. The record is from RefSeq and is a predicted model, not a curated record. Lineage: Eukaryota; Fungi; Ascomycota; Dothideomycetes; Pleosporales; Pleosporaceae. The transcript is spliced from 4 exons. The annotation marks the transcript as partial.
GUGACAAUGACGAGCACUUUCAUACUACUCGUCUACUCAUGCUUUAUUGCCGUGUGUGUGGCAUUCACCCACACUGUAGACAAUAUCACAACUUCGUAUACUGUACCCAAGACAACGGCACCGCCUAACCUACACAACACAACGACACCCCCAAGCUCUACAGAACCAUGUACGGAAACUACAACAGAGUAUUACAUGCCACCGUACUCGCAAAUCGUAGAGACUGUCACGGAAACAGCAGUACUCACCGUACUGAUGCAUGUCACUCCCUUUCCAAACGGUACUACAGCCACCCGUUUUGAAACUCUUAGUGAUAAGGCCAUGACAACAAGCGACGAGGUGAUGGUGGCUUCUUCAAUCGAUGAAUCCACAACCACUGCAUCCACAACCGAAGAUCAGUACAGAGUCUCUAAUAGCUCCACAACGUAUCCUACACUUUCAAAACCAUAUCCCACAUCUACAGAACCAUAUCCAGGAUCGGAUUUUACGACAGAGUCUUGCUCAUUCACAUCAACCUCCACCAUUACUCUGCUUCCAUACGUUCCUCCAACAUCUCAGGUCGUAACCGCGACAGCAAUCACAGUCUCAACUCUCUUCGACUAUGACUACCUUACUCCACAUAAUCCCAUCAUAGAUCCCACACCAACAGCCACGCCAAAUCCAGGUUUGAACUCCCCACCAGGCCCUUCAAAUACCGGACAAUCGUUCAAGCCUGCACCUCCAUCAAACAAUCCACCAGGCACCACGAAAGAUAGCCCAGCCCAGCCUGGACCUUCGCACGUACAGCCUGUAAAUCCACCGCCACAGCCCCAGGAGCCCCCUGAAGUUAAGCCAGUAGACCCGACAGUUUCUAAAGCAGUCGUGAGACCACCCAUUACCGGUGUGCCAGGGCCCAAACCUACCAAUGAUGCCACACCCCCACCGAUUGUCACAUUACCAGGAGCCGGUCCUAUCGUAAUUGACCCGUCACGGUCUGAAAUCAUAAUCAGUGGGACCACGACUAGAUUCAAUCCAGGUCAACAAACGACUAUCAACGACGUGCCAAUUUCCUUUGAUAGCUCCGCCGGGUUCGUGGUGGUUGAUGGUACUAAAACAAUCGGGCUGCCGCCACCAAUGACCCCAGCACCCAUCGCAGCACCCGUUGUUAUCGGCGGUACAACUGUGGAUAUUAGUGAUAUAGUGCCGGUACUGCAGCCUGGGCAGGUUACCACCAUCGGUACCAAUACUAUUUCCCUCGACGAAUCUAGCUCUUUUCUCAUAGUAGAUGGCACGCGGUCUAUCCCGCUAAACCAGCAGACAUCAAUUCCCAGUACUUCCACAAUCGACAUCAACGGAGUACCAAUACCUGUGGGACAGCUCGCCACAGAGCUAGACAUUGGCGAAACAACCGUCAUCGGAAGCGUAACUAUUUCGCGCGACAAUACCGGCCUGGUCGUUGGCACUACUACAAUUCCACUCCCGACGAAAACAGACGAGAUAAUCGUCGGAGGCACGACUAUAUCGCCUGACGCACUCCCAUCUGGAUUUUCCUUCAUACCAACCGCAUCUGGUGGCGGCCUGCUACUUCCCAAUGGCGACACACUAUUACCAGGUGGAGAGACGACGAUCGGUGGUAUGGAGAUUUCGCUUCUGCCUGGAGAGACACCCAUUGCAGUCAUCGAGGACUCGAUAUCCAUUACAGCGACCGAGGCUGCCGAGAGUACUACUGGAGGAUCUGCCAGCAGUAGUGUAACACGUGGUCAACCAAGCAGGACUUUGAGCAGCUCAACCGGAGAAAAUACCGCAGCUUCCUCAGCAGAUGUAUUGCUGAGUGGGAAGUGGUCCGACUUUGUCUUUGGGAGCGUGUUUGUUGGCGUUUUCAUUCAUUGGGCUUGA